Paramecium primaurelia is the source of this 610-nucleotide messenger RNA. Lineage: Eukaryota; Ciliophora; Oligohymenophorea; Peniculida; Parameciidae. The record is from the annotation of a GenBank genome assembly.
AUGUGUCUUAAAUUAAGGACUUUAGAUUUUAUUUAAUUGAAAAUCUAAUAAACAAAAAGUUAAAAUAAAUUAAGGACUUUAAUUAUUAAAUCUUACAACUUAAUAAAAUUCAAAUUAAUAAUGUUUAAUAUAAAAACAUCAUCAAAUUCAGAAGAGGAAUAUAUAGCAAAAAUAUUAUCUACCUUACUUAAGAUUAGAUAAUAAGAAGAGAAAUCAAUUGCAUUACAAAUAAAAUGAAGUUAAAUUAUUACAAAAUCUUAAAUAAGAAGAGUUAAAAAUGGAAGAAUAAAUUAAUUUAAAUUUAAAAUAGGAAUAAAAUAUAUCUAAUAUCAAUAAAAAUAUUGAAAAACAACAAAAAGAAAUUAGAACUACAACUAAUAUUGAAAAUAAAGGAUAAAAAUAUUAAGAAUAUGGAAUCUUCUAGAAUGGAGCUUAUACAUGUUUAAAGUGUUAAAGCAGAGUCAAAAGAACUUAAGAUCUACUUAAACAUUGGACUGUAUAACAUGGAAGAUAAGCAACAACUAGGAGGAAACGUAAUAUGAUUAAUGAAGAAACUUAAUGCAUUAAAAAGAUAUCCUAAGAGAAUCCUAAAAUAGAAAAUUUAAUUUGA